Selaginella moellendorffii is the source of this 1731-nucleotide messenger RNA. RefSeq names its product expansin-A2. The record is from RefSeq and is a predicted model, not a curated record. Bases 631 to 1341 code for a protein of 236 amino acids. Gene Ontology annotation, cellular component: extracellular region. The transcript has 3 exons. NCBI's taxonomy places the organism in Eukaryota, Viridiplantae, Streptophyta, Lycopodiopsida, Selaginellales, Selaginellaceae. Gene Ontology annotation, biological process: plant-type cell wall organization.
UGGGCGCGAGCGAGUGAUUGCCAAUUUCGCCCAAUUGGAUUGGCCAAGUACCAGCAGACAUAAUUGAUCUACAAAUUUCAGGGAGUCAGGCACCGUUUGUGGACCUUGCAACUUACUCUGUUGUCCGCUAGCUACCACACACACACAUUGGCACACACAUUGGGCCACUCCUCACACAAACGCCCACACACUUUUAAACUCUCCCUCUCUCACACCCACACAUGAUCUCUGCUUGCUCGCUCCCCAUAUAAAAGCCCAGCUCCUGGGGACCAAAUCACCAUCGUCCUCUCAAAUCAAUCCUCUUCCCUCAUUCAUCUCCCCCUCCUCGGCCUUCUUUUCUCUUCUUUAUCCUUGUCAAUCAGGCUACGGUAUACUCUUCCUUUGAUUAUAAUUCCUCUAGAUCUCUGGCCAGCGAUCUUGAUUGAGCGAUCCGGCCGGGACAGAGAGCGAGAAAGAUACAGAGGGCUUCCUCGCAUCUAUUUAGCCGUCAACCAUCAUCUGCUUCCACCGCUCCAUCAAAAGGAAUCUUGUUCCAAGAAUGUAGGUGCUCUGUUUGUGACGCUCUGUUCUUGGCACUGUCAUGUUCUUGGGCUGAUCGAUUCAGUGGGGUUUCUCACCAACAGGGAGACGAUGGGACUGCUGGUGCUUUUUCUCGCCACCGGCGUCAGCUCCGCGCUGGCGCAGUGGGAGAGCGGCCACGCCACAUUCUACGGAGGCAGCGACGCCGCUGGAACAAUGGGUGGAGCUUGCGGCUAUGGCAAUCUCUACAGCCAGGGCUACGGCACCAACAAUGCGGCACUGAGCUCGGCGCUCUACAACAACGGGCUGAGCUGCGGCGCGUGCUUCGAGGUGAAAUGUGACGCGGCGGCGGACCCGCAGUGGUGCAUCCCGGGCCGAUCGGUGACCGUCACCGCCACCAACUUCUGCCCGCCCGGCUCCUGGUGCAACGAGCCCCUCAAGCACUUCGACAUGUCCCAGCCCGCCUGGGAGGAGAUUGGAAUCUACCGCGGUGGAAUCAUCCCCGUCUACUUCCGCAGGGUGAGCUGCGUGAGGAAAGGAGGGAUCCACUUCACGGUAAACGGCCACGCCUACUUCAACCUCAUCCUCAUCACGAAUGUGGGCGGUGCCGGGGACGUGCAUGCCGUGUCCGUCAAGGGCUCCGGGACGGGAUGGAUCCCCAUGAGCCGCAACUGGGGCCAGAACUGGCAGACCAACGCGCAGCUCGGCGGCCAGAGCCUCUCCUUCAUGGUGACGGACAGUAGCGGCAAGACGGUCAUCUCCAACAAUGCCGCGCCUUCCAACUGGCAAUACGGGCAGACCUUCGAGGGAGAACAGUUCUGAGGAUGAUCGACUAUACCGAAAAAGAGGAGGCGGAUUGCGCUAGGGAAUGGAAUGAGCUGCUAGAUGUUCAUCGCCCACGUCGUCGUCUCGUCUCCCUCGUCGAUCACGGUGGUGUUCUGCCGGUAUUUUUUCUUUUCAUGGUUAACUUUUUUCGUUUUUAUUUUUCCUUCUUCUUGCUAAGAAGAGAGAUAGAGAUCUGAGAGCUAAGGUGGUAAACUUGAGGGGAUGAGAUGAGCAGGCGCUAUGUAGAGCCACCCUCCCCGUUCAUUGGUACAAGAACAUGAGAAUAAAGAGUUCCCGAAGCUGGCGAUCUAUAAGCCGGCUUCUAUGAGAAACUUAAAGCUGUAAUCUAUGAAAAUGGUUCGAAAAACUGUGCUUUCGUGCUUGGAA